AUGCAGAUAAGAGAUCACUUCAAGAUGCGGAACUUUUCUCUGCAGCAUUCAGACAUGGAGGCAUUUGUUACUUCUAAGUGCAAAGCGAGGACAUCCUACCUGGCAUGGCGUGUCUUUUGGGCUCUUUACCACUGCUCAUGGCUUAUGGGAAACAUCAUUAUGAUGUGUCUGAGUGAGGAGGUGAGCGUUGCCAAGUGGUUUAUCUACCUUAGCAAUUGGAUGUACUUGCUACUGACUCUUGAGUGUGUCCUAGAAGCCAUUAUCGUGCUUGAUGACUGGAACAGGAAGUCGGGAACUGUUCAAGGCUUGAGACUGCCUUGGUACAUCCAGAUGGUGUGGUUACUGUACACGGUGUCGGCAGUUGGCUCUGUGAUGGUCUCAGUGUGGUACUGGUCGUUGAUACACAAAG
Candidula unifasciata is the source of this 409-nucleotide messenger RNA. The record is from the annotation of a GenBank genome assembly. NCBI's taxonomy places the organism in Eukaryota, Metazoa, Mollusca, Gastropoda, Stylommatophora, Geomitridae.